Penaeus vannamei (Pacific white shrimp) is the source of this 1610-nucleotide messenger RNA. The record is from RefSeq and is a predicted model, not a curated record. NCBI's taxonomy places the organism in Eukaryota, Metazoa, Arthropoda, Malacostraca, Decapoda, Penaeidae.
CGCGCCGCGAGCCGCCGUCGACCUCCUCGUCAGCAGAGAAGUCUCGCGAGCGCUGUCCAGUGGAUGCGCAGGCGUGUGUGGGCCUGUGCCAACUGCCCGACCCUCACGCCACGCCGUCCGAAAUUCCUUUGAGCUGAAAAAUGGGAUACAGAUUUAACAAGAAGCGCGCGCUUUUGUUUACAAUAUCCGCCAUCUUCUCUGUCGCCGGCGUGGUGGUCUUUCUACCCGACAGGUCGUCUGAGGGAAACUAUGAGGUUCAAGUGAGGAAGAAGGAAUCCCCCGAGGAAACAUUGGAACAAAAUCCUGCAUCUGUUGUUGAGGAAGCACUGCCUCCGAAUCCUUUUAUUCUUAGCGAGGAUCAGGUUGACCGAGUAAGGCGCGUUCAAGCCGAGCGGUUAGCGCUGUUAGCGAGCGAGUGCAGCAAGGAACCCAAGCCAAACCGCGCUGUGUAUGAGAGGAGUUUCGCUAUACUGGCAAGAAGGUUCGAAAUCGUGGACAAAUACCGCGUCUCGAACUGCAUGGUGCUCAAGGCAGGAUUCACGGCGUGGAAUGCCCUCCUGGCCUACGUCCUCGGCAGGCAGGAUCUCAUCGACGGCCAUCAGACUUACAUGAUGAGCAGAAUCCUGAAGGGCAGCGCCGCCAAGUUCGCCUCCGUCAACAGCUCUCCGGACUACAUGAAGUUCGUGGUGGCGCGGGAGCCUCUGGCCCGCCUCCUCUCGGCCUACAGGGACAGGAUCGACGCCGCCCACGAGACGGGCGCCGCGAACCGCUUCGUGCCGCUGAUCCUCACCUUCACGAGGGGGAUGGGGUACAAACCAACCCACGCCAACGGCACGAGGAUCAUGCCCUCCUUCGAGGAAUUCCUGAGGUACAUCGUGUCCGUGGCGCCCGAGGCCCACGACCCGCACUGGAGGCCAAUCGCCCUGCAGUGCGGCGCCUGCUUCGUCAACUACACGCUCAUCGCUCACGCCGAAACCCUCAAUGAAGACUUGGGUUAUAUCCUCAGAGAGACGGGGAUAGAAAAGGACGCAGACUACACCAUCCUCCUGUACAACUCGCACAAGGGCAGAGGCAACACGAGCGACCUCCUGGAGAACUACUACAGCGCCGUCAGUCCUAAACUUAUGCAGAAUAUCCUCGCCGUCUACAGGAAGGACUUUACCAUGUUCGGUUACGACCCCUCGGACUUCCUGAAGAAACUAUACCCAGACGGCAGCGUGGCGUGGAAUCCUUAGGCUUGGUGACGAGCGUCUGAGCCCCUUUUGUGGGAAGGAGUGGAGGAAUGGGGGAGGUUUGGCGAGGCACUCCUACUACUCUGGUGUUUUAACAGCAUUCAGGGUCCUGUUUGGCUUAGUGAAGCGGUGAUUUAAUGACAGUUCCAUUUGUUUUUUUUUUUUUUUUUUUGUAAGGUUUUGUCUACCAUAAGUUGCAGAUUUCCCUCUUUGUAACUGUUUUUGUAAUUUAUUAUCGUAUUGUAUUUCUAGAGUUUCUGUUGUAUUUCAACAAAUCCUCACUUUGUCCACUUGCUUUGUUGUUGUUCUGUGUUUGAGUUGGUUUGUACAUUCACAAAGACGCAUUGUACCAUGAAGACCAAGUAAAUAAGUGCCGCA